This is a messenger RNA of Adineta ricciae, 348 nucleotides long. The record is from the annotation of a GenBank genome assembly. Lineage: Eukaryota; Metazoa; Rotifera; Eurotatoria; Adinetida; Adinetidae.
AUGAUUUCAUUUGACGAAGUAAACCGUCUUGCAUUCGAGAGAUUAUCACGUUCACGUCAAAAAACGUCAAAUACUCAAUCAUUUCAGUGGUCUAAUAUCAGUCAAGCAUUACACAACGAUGAUGAUGAUAACGAUGAUAAAAACGAACACGAUGCACGAAUCAAUUUAAACAGUCGAUUUUCUGAUAACAGUGAUAAUGAUUAUACUGACUCAUUGGCAGGUUUCGAUGACUCCGUUCCUGGUUUUAUAUCAAACGUUACAAAUUCAGCAAUACGCGGUGUGAGAAUUAAACUGUACUCUUUGGUUCGUCUGAAAAUCUUGCUGGAUAACUAUCUACGCAUGAUGUAG